Molecule: messenger RNA, 2169 nt
Organism: Penicillium malachiteum
Lineage: Eukaryota; Fungi; Ascomycota; Eurotiomycetes; Eurotiales; Aspergillaceae
Product: pseudouridine synthase PUS7
Exons: 2
Coding region: 1-2169 (722 amino acids)
Biological process (GO): pseudouridine synthesis
Cellular component (GO): nucleus
Molecular function (GO): RNA binding; pseudouridine synthase activity
Source: RefSeq, a predicted model, not a curated record
AUGGAUCGCCCAGAAGUUGUAGAAUCUCCGCGAAAGCGGCAAAAGACUGAAGAUAUCUCCGCGACAGAUGGUUCUGCCGAGUUUCUUCCCAAGCCCGAGGUGGUUGAGGAGGUCCGUCCCGGCAAUGCGAAGGAGCGGGAGGUUGGUAUCACCGAGCUGGUAACUGCGGACAUUGAAGGCAUUGCUGGUACUCUGAAGAAGAGAUACACCGACUUCUUGGUUAAUGAGAUUAUGCCCUCCGGCGACGUCGUGCAUCUCCGCAAUUCAUCCGUCCCCAAGUCCAUCAGCGCCAACAAGCACCAGUCGCAGCAGCAGGCUGCAGCUUCAGCUGAAGAGGAAAAGUCCGCCGCUAAAACUGAAGAUACCCCCGAAGCCGAAUUCAAGGUCUCCGACACCGACAAAGCUUCACUAUGUGAACUCCUCGGCGAGGAGAAUGCCAACGCGCUCAUCGACCUUCACGCCCGUGCCAUGGCGAAUCGUAAGGGAAGACCGGCCGAGUUCGGAAAUGUUACAAGUGUUAUCACCGAUCGCGACCAGCGUACCAAGAUUCACCAGACCAUCCGUGCCGUUUUCAAGUCGCAACUCGAUUCUACUGCUGAUGGCGAGGGCAAUCUCACCAUUACUGCUGCAUCGAAUCGCUUCAACCGCGCUCCUCAAGGUGGACGGCCAGGCCGUCCUGGACCCAAUGGGGGCCCUCGAUUCAGCUGGGAUGAACUCGGUGGCCAAUAUCUUCACUUCACGAUCUACAAGGAGAACAAGGAUACAAUGGAGGUUAUCUCAUUCUUGGCUCGUCAGAUGAAGAUGAACGCUAAGAACUUCCAAUUUGCUGGUACCAAGGAUCGUCGCGGUGUGACAGCGCAGCGGGCUUGCGUUCUCCGUGUUCAGGCCGAACGACUUGCCAAGAUGAACGCCAUUCUUCGUAAUGUCCGACUCGGCGAUUUCGAGUAUCGCCAGCACGGUCUGGAUCUUGGAGAUCUCCACGGAAACGAGUUUGUUAUCACUCUCCGUGACUGCAAAUUCGCCGGUCUGGACCUCCAGGAACCUCAAGCUGCCAUCACCAAGGCCUCAGAGCUUGUCGAAUCCUCGCUGAAGAACCUACAUGAGCGUGGAUACUUUAACUACUAUGGCCUGCAGCGAUUUGGAACUUUCUCCACUCGCACUGAUGCGAUUGGUCUGAAGAUGCUCCAGGAUGACUUCGAGGGUGCCUGUAAGGCAAUUCUGCACUUUUCCCCGCAUGUUCUCGCCGCAGCGCAGGAGGGCGAGGAGUCUACUGCUCUCAUUGGCCGAGAUGACAAGGCCCGCGCUUUGGGAAUUCACAUCUUCCAGACCACUGGAAAUAUGAGCAAGGCGUUGACUGAGCUUCCUGGAAAGUUCUCCGCCGAGACUAGCAUCAUUCGUCACCUGGGCCGGUCUAAGAAUGACUACUUCGGAGCUCUGCAGGCUAUCCCUCGUAAUUUGCGUCUUAUGUACGUGCAUGCUUACCAGUCCCUCGUCUGGAACUUUGCCGCUAGUGAGCGCUGGCGUCUCUACGGCGACAAGGUGGUCGAGGGUGAUUUGGUCAUCGUGCAGGAGCACCGCGACAAGGAAGGUGGUCAGGCCGAGAACGACGACACUAUUGAUGCGGAUGGAGAGGUUAUCAUCGUACCUCAAGGCCAGGACAGUGCCAAUGCCGCUGAUGAUAUGUUCACACGGGCCCGAGCCCUGACCGCGGCAGAGGCUGCGAGCGGCCAGUACACCGUCUUUGAUAUUGUGCUUCCCCUGACUGGUUACGACAUCAUCUACCCCGCCAACAAGGUUGCUGACUUCUACCGCGACUUCAUGGCCAGCGAUAAGGGUGGUGGCCUGGAUCCAUUGAACAUGCGCCGAAAGUGGAAGGAUUCUAGUCUGAGUGGUAGCUACCGCAAGAUCUUCAGCCGCAUGGGUCCUGCCUACUCAUUUGAUAUCAAGCUGUACUCCGAUGAGGAUCAGCAGUUUGUGAAGACCGACUUGGACAACCUUCAGCAGAAUAGCGAGAGUGCCGAAGCUAGCACUUUUGAUGGCCAGACUGGGGAUAAAUUGGCGGUCGUGGUCAAGUUCCAACUUGGACAAAGCCAGUAUGCCACUAUGGCACUUCGCGAACUGUCGAAGGGCAAUGUGCAAGAAUGGAAGCCCGAGAUGGUCAGCCGAUAA